AUGGAGCUCAGGCAGGUGUUUCUUCCUCUGGUCGUGAAUCUCGCAGCCCGUUCCCUGGAAGCAGAGCGAGUAGAUGCCCAGGGCGCACUCAGGCCCGUGCAGGCCCCGGGAGCUGGGGUGAAGGGGACCGAACAGGUGUACUUCGGUGGGGAGGAGGCGGGUCGCCAGCAGGUGUCGGUGCUCGGGGCCACGGGGCUCCUGGGUCUGGUUCUACUCUGGGCCCUGGGGGCCGUGACGUCCGGGACGGUGCCGGCCUCCCAGAUGGGCCAGGGGGCCUCCUGCGUGGUGGCGUGUGCAGGGUCAGCAGAGCCCCACCUUCCUGUGGGCACCAGAUACACCUGUCACUUUGUCACCAACACCAGUACUGGCCAGCAGGGGGCCCUGGUGGAGGGGAGUGGCCUUGGCCUCCAAGGAUUGGUCAUCUCGGACGUGCUUGGCCCAUGCCAGAUGGCCUUAUGGCUUCAAGGCUUCCAGGUGACAUCCAUCUUGGGGUCCAAGGUGACAGUUCUGGAGGAGUCCGAGACUUUGAGCGCUGCCCUGGGUCACAACCCUCGCUUUGUCCUGCUCGAGGGGUGCGUGGGGCGCCUGUGUCCCCGCCGCUCGGAGCCUCGCGCAGUGCUGAGCCUGCUGCAGGGGCUCCCCGGUGCCGCCGGCCCCCAGACCUUCGCCCAGGUGGACGUCCUGGGCAGGUGUCCCCACGUACCAGCCAGACGGACGGUGUGCGGAUGCGCAAGACCAGGACCUGGCCGCUGCGCCCCGAGCAUGGUGCGCUCCUUGCUGCGCCCCCAGGUCCUGCCCGGGGAGGAGCGCUUCAGAUCCAGAUCAGAUCCUGAUGAUGGGGAAGUAACUCCAAGCAGCCUGUUGUAUGAAUGGGAGGAAACACGAUCUCAGGCUACGGUGGUCACGGUGACCGUGUCGGUGAGGAAGCUGUGCUUUGCUCAGACCACGAGCUUUGAGGCCGCAGAACUGUUCCUGACGCUGGUGUCGGAGCUCCAGGACCUCUCCGCAGAAGAGCUGCUGGCACUCUGGAGACUGUCUUCUUUGAAAUGUGGGGACAACUGGUGCUGUGAGUAUGCCCGUACUGCAGAUGAGGAAACUGAGGCCCAAGGAGGCUGCGAGGCUUGCCUGAGGUGGUACAGCUGCCCUUCCUUCCUCCGCGGGGUGUGUCGUCACGUGCCCGGGCGCACCGUCGCUUGGUCCUCCUUCCCCUGCUGUGACCGGCAGGCAGUGGGCGAGGAAUCGGAGGACCAACCAGCCGGGGGCAGCGGUCAACACCCUCCGGAGGUGUGGGUUUUUGUGUGGAGCCACGUGCUGCAGCUACUGGAGACCGAGGGGCUGAGGCGGACUCUCCGGGACCACCCCGAGGACAUUCUCAGCCAGGAGCUCCAGCCGUCAAGGACGCGGGGAUCGAAGUCACUCUUUCCCUCACUGUCUAGCAGCCUGGGAGCCAACCUGGAGCAGACCUUUCUCUUUUCUCCAGCCUCCUUCCUCCCCCGUUCUGCCAUGCCUAAUCUGACCAUCCACGCCCUAGGUCAUGCCUUCAACUUGCUGGAGCUUGGCCUUCGGCUGGAAAAUGCAGAGAAAAUCGCCCAGCUGUUUGACAGGAAGUCCUUCUGGAGGCAGGAAGAGGAGAGAGAGGCUCAAGCAGAGAAGUUUCCAGAGCCAGAAGCAGAGCCCACACCACAGGCAACCAGCCAUGACUGUCUGGAAGAAAGAUCCAGAAAGAUGAGAGACCUGCAGCCGAAGGGGCAGGCGGUGCAGGUGGACCGGAGGCUGAACCUGGCCGUGCAGGAACUCGCCUUCCCCACCGUGUCUGGCCUUCCAGCCUGGCUGACCCUAAACGCCUCGGCCGCCAUCCGCGUGCGCGUGCGAGGCACUGCCGGCCUCCAGCAGCCUCUCGACUCGUCUCCGAAUGGUCACGUCAAGCCCAGUGCCCUGCUCCGGAUCUCCGUGCAGAUGGGCAGGGCAGGUGCCCUGGGGCGGGCCGCUCGGUGGGUGGCCAGCAUCCAGGGCACCGCCAGCCUGGACUGCAGGAUGCAGGCGAGGAAGGGGCGGGGCCUCACGGUGCACCUGAAUGCGCCCAGGGAGGCCGCGGAGCUGCAGAGCCUCAGCUCUAAGCUGUACCUCGUCACCGGGGAUGGCGUGAGGAGCCUCAGUAACGUGCACGGCCCUCCUGAGGCCCGAUCCUGUACUGACAAAGAAGGGAGGCGGGGGUCCUGGCCAUGGCUGAUCCCAGCAUUUGAGUGUGGCUCUCUCCAGUUUGUGCUGCAGGUGUCUGAGAGCCGGGUGGAUUACCGCACGCAGCUGCACCACCUGAGCCUUCAGCCCCGCAUGGAGAACAGCACCCACCUGAAGGGUCAGGACAGCAGGCGGCUGCUCUGGGUGGCAGCCAUGAGGUGAAAAGACACCUUGAGCUACCUUGUGAUGGGAAGAGACCUCAGGGCCUUUGCACGAGCCUUGAACCUGGAUAGUCCAUGGCUGAUGGUCUCCGUGGCUCACAGGCUGUACUGGGCCCGCCGACCCACUUUCCAGGCUGUCCAGGAGCUGACGCUGGGCAAGGCCUGGACCCUCAAGAACCUGGUGAUGAAUGUGGCCCGCAGGAGCCGCGGCCGUGACACGGAGGGCAAGAUCCACAUCUGCACCGCAACUACCACUUACCUCUGGGUGCGCCUGCUUGGUGUCCGCGGUGACGGCCCCUUCCGCAGCCGAGCUGAGGUAGAGCCGGCAUGGAGUGCAACGUUGAAGAGUGAGAUCCACGCAGAGAACAGCCAGGACCGGAAGAUACUUCGCUGCUGGUGGAAGGGCCCCCUGCGGGAGGUGAACUUGACCGCAGCUUCCAGGCACACGGAGCAGCCCCGGAGCACCCCCGUGUCGCUGGCGGCUCUGGUGACCGGCACGAGGGGCCAGCCUCAGGGCCUGGAGCUGGAGGGCAAGCUGGAGGAGGUGACACGUGACUGAGGGUCGUACCAGAAGCGGGCCUUCCUCCUCAGGCAGCCCCUGCCCUUGCCCAUCCCGCAGAGCCUCCUCCUGCAAGAGACCCUCACGGCAGACGGGCGACAGCAGCAGUGCUCCCUGGAAACGAGGCUUGUCCUCAACGGCCGAGAGGAGACCCUGCAGACUGUAGCUGGCUACCAGGCUGGACACCCCUACGUCUGUGCGGGCCUGAGUGGGGCCGUCCCCGGGAAUGUGGAGGGGCGUGCCGUUGCUUGGAGUCAGCGCGCCCUCUGCGAACCCCUGACUCAGAAGGUGAGAUUCACGUUUGUCUACGUGCCCUUGGUGAAUUAUUCCACGACUCUGGACCCCCGUCUUGCCGUCUGUAAAACGGAGACGCUCCUCACCUGUAACGCGGUGGUUGUGAGAACCAAGGCGCUAAGAACAGGGAGGUGGAGGUCCCUUGAAAGCCAACCAGAAAGUCGCGCUGCACUUGAGGGUCUGCACUGUGGCAGAUCCCAGGGCGAGGAACUGCGGCACAGCCUGGCCCUGAGCGCAGCUCAUGCCUCCCGGCUCCGUCUUCCCCGGGCCCUGAGUCUGGAUGGGGACCUUGUCUUCAGACGGCGUCCCGGGGGACUGUUUGACUGCAGUGUGGACACCAGGGCUGCUGUCAGCCCCAACGUCACAUCCCAGCUCAACGGAUCUGGCUCCCACUUGGAGUUCCUUUUCCAGCUCUGGCAUCCCCAUAGACCCACGUUUCCUCCAAACUUUCAGGUGCGGACGAUCGCAGGGGCCAGGUAUGCCGAGGCGCAGUGCAACCAAGUCCCAGGGCCGCAGUACAAGCCACGGCAUCCCAGCACCAGGAAAACACCGAUGCUUACGAAACUAUGGAAAACCUUUGCUGCUCAUGCUGAGGCCGACACCAGCCAGGACUCCCGGAGAAGCAGCAGGGCCUGGAGCAGUCUCCUCCUCCACCAGGCAGUCCCACGUCCCAGGGCUGUUGAGCUGCUACUGUCUAGCAAGGUGGCCCCAGCCAGGGUUUGGCUGUUUUACAAGGUGCUGGUGGACCAGAGCACGGCCCAGCUUGUCGUCCGGGCCUCCUCAGAGCAGAGGCGAGGCCAGGUCCUGACCCUGCGGAGCCGAGCCCAGCACACGGUGGCUGGCUGGCCAGCUGUGCCCCACCUCCUGACCGUCAAGGGCAUGCUGAAGCAGAAGGAGUCAUUCAGAGAGGGACUCCCCUUGGCGGCAGAGAUGCUCCUGUCACACAUGCAUGCGGCUUCCAGCUUCUCGGCCUGCAUGGCAAGCGCCCCACAGCACGUGGCGGCCAGGAUGACGGCCAGCGUGGAUGGUGAGCAUCUCCUCCACGUGGCCCUGGAGGGCGGCGGCUCCCCCGCGUGGGUCCGGGCGUCCGUGCGCGCUCCCGGCGGCCUCUGCCCCGCGUGGGUCCGGGCGCCCGUGCGCGCUCCCGGCGGCCUCUGCCCCGCGUGGGUCCGGGCGCCCGUGCGCGCUCCCGGCGGCCGCUCCCCCGCGUGGGUCCGGGCGUCCGUGCGCGCUCCCGGCGGCCGCUCCCCCGCGUGGGUCCGGGCGUCCGUGCGCGCUCCUGGCGGCCUCUGCCCCGCGUGGGUCCGGGCGUCCGUGCGCGCUCCCGGCGGCCGCUCCCCCGCGUGGGCAAGGCUUCAUCCGCUCACCCUGGGUGACUAUUUUCUGAUGGAGUGGGACAAGUUUAAGUCCAAAAAGAAGCAGCAGCAAGAGACCCAGAUGCAGGCCGGCAUGGCCCUCCACGGAUGGGACGAUGGCAUUGGCGUGGACCGGGCCCUGGUGGCCUGGCCGACGGACGGCGCCCUGGAGCUGGUGGUGAAUGCCAGACACGCGGUGCCCGCUCUCCGGAGGCUGGGCCUGCCCUCCGCCAGCCAGCUCGUGUUCUAGAAGCUCUGGGCAGAGGAGCAGGUGCGCUCCUCCCUCUGCCUGACCUGUGAUUCUCAAGCCAGCCUGGUCCUCGAUGUACGUGGCCAGAGCUGGGUGCUCAGCAAAGAGCUGCACCUCUCGGGCCAGCACUGCCUCCCUGGCCUCCUGGGCCGCUGCCCCAGACGAGCCUCAGCCUCUGCCAAGCUGCGCUACUCCGAGCAGGAGGCCCAGAGCGCGGGUUUCGUGGCGGUGGAAGAGCGUCAUGUCCACGUGGGCACCCGGCUGGUGACAGCGAACGCCAGUCUCACCAGGAUCAUCAGGCUGGAGCAGACCUUCCCCCAGCUCGGCGCCGUCCCCGGGGACCUGGCCCUGCAGACCUCGUAGGAGGGAGCCCGCGACCGCACCCUGCGCCGGAUGGUUCUCUGGGACGAGCAGGUGGUGACCGUCAACGGGAGCCUCCAGGGGCCCUUCCCCAGACCCUCUGGGGACCUCGGCCUCCGGGUGGGGCUCACGCACCUGCUGCGCCUCCCCGUGCCGCGACACUGCCGCCUCAGCCUGACCUCCGAGCAUUCACGACGUGCACGCCAGGACCGCCUGGCCAUGGGCUGGGACGGCAAGGACCAGGUGCUGGUCUCCUCCUCCCUGCAGUUGGGGAAGGACAGGCUGGCCCCCCGCCUGGCCCUGGCUCACCCCUUCAACCUCUCCUGGUCCUGCCUGGAGGCCAGUGGCCUUGCUGAGGGCAGGGGUAGCACACAGAGCCGCCAGGUGCAGCUGGUCCCGGACAGAGGGCAGCCCGUGACCUUGCACCUGGCCUUGACCGGCAGGUCCUCGGGGUACGAUUCAAUCGGGGACGGCUGCCUGGCCGCCUCGCUGGGUCAGUUCCGGAACUCCUGGGGCUUGGGCGCCCUCGGGGCCUGUGGGGCCUUAACACAGACCCUGGCCGCGUUCAGUGAGCGGCUCCAUCAGUCCUGGGCCGGCCGCCGGGUGCGGCAGAACCUGACCUCCGAGAGACACCGGCCGUCCCAGCCCGACAGGAUGCUCGUAGAGGCCAGGCUAGAGCGCAUCCUCCCUGCCCCCCGCCCCACCCAGAGCUUCCGGGGGGAGCUGGAGACCGCCACCCGCACCAGCUGCACCGUUCCCUGCGCCUGGGGCUCUGUGGCCUGCCCAGGGCUCUCUGGGGAGCACACCCUGGGCCAUGGUGAGCCCCUGAUGCGUGCCCGCCGUCAGCUGGGCCUUGCCCCGGACCCAGACCACGGCCUGACCCUCCGCCACCACAGCAGGCCUCGGGCACCAGACUUCUCGGGGGAGCUGGAGAGACCCCUCCCUCUGGCAGGGAUCUCCCCCCUCCUCAAUGCUCUUUCCAGGAACUGCUCAUUGCUGGUGAUGCUGCCGCCUGUGGGGGACGAGCCCCUGGCUGUGGCCCGGGUGACAAGCUACCUGGUGGAGAAGCUGGCGCUGCCCUUCCGUGCCAUGAACGGGACCAGUGUGCUGGCUGAGUACUACCGGCUCAGGCAGCGCCUGCUGGGGAGCCCCCACGAGUACCACGCGGAGGUGGCCGGGGCCAGGCACGUGGUGACCUUCGCCGGCCAGGGGUGGAGCCUCGGGGCCCGCUGCUGGCCCAGGACUCUGCCCACACCACGUUCUCGCCAGUUCGGGGCUCGUGGCUGUGGCGCUCAACCACAUCUCCCUGGUCUUCUUCCGAGCUUACAGGCUGUAGGGUCCUCCCUGCCGACGGAGAGCUGUCUGCAUGUCGAUCUGCCACCUGCCACGAUGAGGAGGGACAUCCCCAGGGUCCAGAUGGCCAGUGAGGACGGCGUCUCCAUCAUGUGUGAUGUGCGAGCUGGCCUCUGUAGCCUCACUCUGGGCCCCUGGCUUCACGGCGUGUCUGCUGGCCUCCUGGGUACCAAUGACAAUGAGGCAGCCAAAGAGCCGAUGCUCCCGGACCACACCGUCGCCCGCGCCUGGCAGCUGCUCAGACUCGGGGGUGGCCCCCCACUCUGGAACCCCAUGCCCCUUUUCUACAUGCCCGGGAGAAGACAGGCCCAGGUGGAGCCCACCCUGUUCCUCAACUGGUGCACGCAGGACACCUGUGUUGCAGGUACCCGGGAGCUGUACCCUGCCUGCAACCUAGCUGCCACCUCCAUCCACCUGUGUGCCCGGGGCGUCGUGCCCCUGGACCCUCCUCCCCUGUGUGCCCUGGGUCAAUCGAUGUUCCGCCUGAUGCUGAUUCCCGUGGCUGAAGCCCACUGCGGGGGGCUGGAAGUCAACCACUGCACCAAGCAUGGCGAGUAG
Molecule: messenger RNA, 7128 nt
Organism: Hyaena hyaena (striped hyena)
Lineage: Eukaryota; Metazoa; Chordata; Mammalia; Carnivora; Hyaenidae
Gene: APOLTP
Biological process (GO): lipid transport
Molecular function (GO): lipid carrier activity
Source: RefSeq, a predicted model, not a curated record